Molecule: messenger RNA, 1296 nt
Organism: Chroicocephalus ridibundus (black-headed gull)
Lineage: Eukaryota; Metazoa; Chordata; Aves; Charadriiformes; Laridae
Exons: 11
Coding region: 1-1296 (431 amino acids)
Biological process (GO): regulation of cell population proliferation
Source: RefSeq, a predicted model, not a curated record
AUGAAACUCACUAUCGUGACUACCGUCCUUCUUGGACUCUUGCUGACUCCAGCCCUUGCUGAAUACUUUCCGCAAAAAGGUGGAAGCCAGCCAGUCAUAACCAGGCAAUUCACCAUUGUCGGAGGCUUCCAAAUUCUGACCCUCAACAGGGAAUGGCGCGUGGCAACUAUCGAGCAAAGGAGCAACCAAGGAUCAUGGAAAACCAUUUGGAACUACAAUCUGGGCUACAUUGCAAGCAGAGUGCUGUCACAGGGAACUUGCUACAUUUCCGUAAUGAACAGAAAUGUGAUACCUCGCUUUGAGACCCUCAUCACGCUGGCUGAGCAGAACAUGGGCCUGAGAGGACAAGGACAACCUGCAAGGGAGAUCACGUUUGUCGUCAAGGGCCCUGUCCUUGACCUCUCCUCUUACGGAACAGACAUCAUGGCUAUGUGCAGAGGACUCACAACCUACCUGACUUACGAAGUUUACGGACCACAAAAUACAUACAAUUACGGAUCAUGCACUGUACUUGAUGUCCUGCAACUCGUGGACCUCAAGUACUGUCAGGCAAAUAACAAGGGCCCAAUCCAAGGCUAUCAACCUUUGGAACAGAUACGCCAGGGUCUAGAAGAGCUGCAGAAAGUCCUUCCGGGAGGCGACACAUACAUGCAUGAAGGAUUUGAAAGGCACAACAGUACUAAAGGCUUCCCAGCCUCCCCUCUAAGGCCAGAAGCCAUCUCCCCCUUAAUUGCAUCCCUAAAAGCAUUAAUCUCCCCAAACGUGGUUACUACAGCUCUUGCUUUGUUGAGGGAAAGACCACUGGGAAUCCACAAACCUAAACCCUUACCUCCUUUCAUCUUUUUCAAAAAUCAGAACGGCAAGAGGCACCACAGUGAGCACUCACACCGCUCUUUCCCUGACACUGGGGUCAGCACCGAUGCAAAGGAGGGCUCCAAGGACUGGAAAUCUGUCUGGGAUGUCGAGACUGGCUACGUAGCAACCAAGGUACUUUCAAAGCACACCUGCAUCAUUGCUAAAAUAGACAAGAGGUUUUUCCUUGAUAAACCCUUUCCUGCACCACCUCGAGGACACCAGGGACUUAGCCCUCACCAGCUUCCUCCCAGAGAGAAUCGCUUCACUAUCUCAAGAAAGAGACUCCAAAGCUUGCGCCCAUAUGGAAAAUGCAUUCAAGCUCUGUGCCGAGGAAUUCCCUCUUACCUUGCUUACCCAGCUGCUGGUUCAAACUUCUUAAAGCAAGAUGUCGCAUGUUUGAAAGUUAAGAUAAACGAGCUGCCUUUCUAUUUCUGUGAUUAA